UUACAACGUUGAAGUCUGCUUGAAUUAAAACAAAAGACACGACAAUAAUCCUCUAUAAUCAAUCUCCAGGUUUCAUCUUUUCAAUGUCGUCCAUGGAUUGUUUAAGCCACUUCUUUAACUGGGAUCAACCUAUCCAGCUCCAGGAUUGCUUUAUUCCAGACAUGGAUAUGAUUAUCCCAGAAACCGACAGUUUCUACUUCCAAUCUCAACCGCAAAUGCAGUUUGAUCGGCCAUUGUUUCAAGAAGAAGCUCCUUCACAGAGCUUGUUAGAGCUCACUCACUUUGACGCUUUCUGCGACCAGUUGCUUCCUCCACAAGAAAUCUUUCUUCCUUACCCUAAAGCUGAAACAUUCGACGAGUCACACAACAUGGAUUCCUUCCUUCCCACGUCAAAACGCCAGAAACUCUUUAACUCAAGCUACCAUUGUAACACUCACAACCAUUUCCCAAGUCCUAACCUUGAGUACGUUCCAGAAGCUUCCAUCUUCCCGGAGUUUAUGGUUCCGGAUUUCCCCUUAGCGUUCGAGGCAGGUCGAGGAGAUCAAGAAGGCACCAAGAGACCAACGCUUUCAUCUCAGAGCAUCGCGGCUCGAGAGAGGAGAAGAAGAAUUGCGGACAAGACUCAGGAGCUCACGAAACUCAUUCCCGGUGGUCAGAAACUUAACACCGCCGAGAUGUUCCAAGCCGCCGCUAAGUAUGUCAAGUUCUUGCAAAGCCAAGUUGGGAUUCUCCAAAUGAUGCAGACCACAAAGAAGAGGCAGGGUAUCUCUGAUGCGGAAAUAGAAACUAAAGUUUUGCUUGGAUCACAAGCAAUCCAGGAGAAGCUAUCAACGGAGGAAGUAUGUUUGGUUCCGUGCGAAAUGGUUCGAGAGCUAACAAGUGAAGAAUCUAGUUGGAGAAACCCUAAGAUUUCUGGAGAGAUCACCAAGUUACUGUCUACAGAUCUGGCUAAUUAGUUUUAGUUUCAACUUUCAAGCCUGAAAAUCUCAAAGUCUCAGUGCCCAUAUUUGUCUAUGUUCUUGCUUUUAUUUGUGUUCUUAGUUUGUGUUUUGUAUUGAUGGUUAGUGGCUAAUUAUCCUGGUUAAUCUCCUCUUAACUAGGGACUAAUACUUUGUUUGUAUUAGUCUUAUGUAUUAGGCAUUAGCUAUCGUCUAGUUGUCCAUGUAUUUUAGCUAUCGUCUGACAUUUUCUGAUCUAGUUAGCUAAUUUAUUCCCGCAUGUUGAUUUUUACAAUAAAGAUGUUCGUUUGGUUGCCGCAGGUACCGGCGGCAGCGGCAGCGUCAACAUUCUGCGUCAACUCUUGUUCGUUUCGUUGACGCAGGAAGCUGCGUCCUGCGGCUGACGCCGAUAAAAUCUGCGGUCGCGAAAUAAAACCUGCGGCCAAUAACGUAAUUUAUUAUUUUACCUUUAACAUAAUUCAUUAUUUACAAAAAUCUGCUUUCUGCGGUAGUGUUGGCGUCGACUUCAACUUCCUGCGUCAACUUCAACUUCAACUUCUUGCGUCUUCCAAACGAACAAUAAUUUGUGGCAGCGUCAGCGUCUGCAAAACGAACAACAACUGUCCUCAUUAACGCUGCCGACGCAGACGCCGCCGCUGACACCAAAACCUGCGGCAACCAAACGAAACCAAACGAACAGGGCUAUUUAACAAAAAUAACACUUUUGGGGGCUUUAUUCCUUUGUGGGUUUUAUGUAUAAAGCCCGAACAACCAUACUAAACAAACUCUGAUCCAAUCCACGGUACGGUGGGCCGUCGAGUGAUUGACGCCUAAAAUUUGGGAUUUUCUAGUUUAAUAUUUGUAAUUUUUACAUAAUCAUAUAUGUGUUGACUUAUAAGAAAUACAUAAAACACAGAAACAUAUGAGGGAGUUAAUUUCUGGUAAAGGUAAAAAACAAAAAGUUAAAUUAGAUGUGUAUAGAUUUGAUCAGAAAAAGAGAUUAGAUGUGUAUAUAUUUGAUCAGAAAAAAAAAGAUUAGAUGUGUGUAUAUAUUUGAUUGAGGAAUAUCGUUACGGUCUCGUUAGAGAAUUCAUCAUUGCUUUUACGAAUAAAAAUAUCAUCAAUAUUGACAUACACAUCAAUCUUAUCCUAUUACUUUCUUCGCCAGAAUGUUAUUCUGUCGGUAUAUAUAUAAUUUACUAAUUAUUCAUAAUUUAAUUAUGGAAAUCCUUUAAUUAUAUAUAUUUUGGAGGGAUUAGUCUUGUAGUUAUUAGUAAACUAUCUUUAUCACUGGCUUAUUCUUCUUUUUAGGAUUUAAGGUUUUAACUUAGCUAGCUAGUCUAAAGAACUUUCUUGAUGCGACUUAAACCACUAUAUUUGAUCAAUUAUCAUAAACAUUCUCAACUUAAUUUAUAUAACUAAACUGCCCCAUAAUUAUACCCAUGUAAAAUGGUAAUCAUUUUCAUUAAUAUAUAAAAAAGGUGACGCCAAAUAGUUUCAUCCACAAGCCUAUUUUCCCACUAAAAUUUUCGUCCAAGUAUCAUAUUGGCCUCCCAUUAUUCUCUGUCCCAUCGUGAGAGAAUAAAAAUUAAAAACCAUAUAGAAAAGUAAAUAUUAUGAUAAUUAAACGUGUUAUAUUCGACUGUUCUUUUCUCCAUGCCCCUCAUCAAAUCAAACACCUUUUACAAAUAUAUUAUUUUUUGAACUUGUGAUGCAACUUUUCUUUCUAUCAAUCAGAGUCCGAUGGAUUUGACAAAUCUUAAGGUCACUAUUUCCAGAAUAAUUUUGAUCAAAAGUUGAGAUCCACACACUCAUAAUCUUUUUAAUCUAGCGGUGAUUUAACUUUUCAUGAUUAUUUAAUUUCAGUAAAGUAUGUGUGACACAGACGUAAAAACGGAGUGUUAAUAUUAAACUUUUUUUUUGGGUAAGAUGUUAAAUGUUAAUAUUAAACUUUCUUGGGAAUAUUUGGAUUUUAUAUAUUUUUUAUGAGUCGAAAAUUUAGUUUUAUUGUUUUAUUUCAUCAUUUUUUCAGACACGGACAUUAUGCCACUGUACACGUGAAAUAGUUGACUGUAAAUGCAAUCCGUAAUAAUCAAAGUUCGCUUCAGUAUCGUGAUGGGUCUUUUUAAACAAUGUAAUUUGUUAUUCUAUACGAUGCAGCUUUUGUUUCCAGUUUUUUUUUAUAACCGAAUAUUCUGGUCCCAUUGUGGUGAUCUAGACUAGAGACCGUAACGAGUAAAGAUGCUGUUAAGACGUCAUUAUAUGGCUCAUCGUGAACAGUCUUCGGUCUCGGAUGCUGAAAAUCCGCAUGUAAAUUUUUCAAUAACUGCGAAUUUCAAAUCCAGAUAACAGAACUCACAGCGAUGAACAAUUUACCAUCAAAGUUACAAGCUCCGGUUUUGUUUCCAGUUUCUCUGUAGACAAACUCACAAACAUCAUAGUAUCAUACAUACAUUCAUUCAAUUACUCACAAGUCAGAAUGAAUAUGAUUAUUAUAUCGAAUAAUAAUAAUAAUAAAUUAUAAUAUUCGAAUUUAAUUUUGCCCGUAAGAAAAGCCAUGAAAUUAGGGCUUUCUUCCUAGCUUUCGAGAUCAUCCACAUGCAUGGUCAGAAAGAGAAAUUAUUCUCACCAUCAUUAAUUGUUUCAUAUAUAUUAUAUAUCGAUCAUACGAUAGAGGCUUUUUAAACAAAAUAAUACGAUAGAGUUAGGUAGCUUGCAUAGCUCCAAUCAUGCGACAUAACUAUACUCCUGAAAAAAAACUGAAUCAGAAGUGUUUCAUUCACAUACAAGUCCAGACAUAUAAAAUAGGUUGUAAAUGAGAUAUGUAAAAGUAAAAAAGAGUAAAAUACUGUUUAGGUGUAAUAUUUUACUUUUAAUUAUAACUUAUUUCAGUAAUUAAUUUGCACUAAAGUAUAAGUAGCGUAUGUUUUUUGUUUGAAAACCUUUAUGAGUGUAAGGAUGGAAAUGUUUUAUAAAAGAAAAAAGCACAUGAGCU
Molecule: messenger RNA, 3933 nt
Organism: Brassica rapa (field mustard)
Lineage: Eukaryota; Viridiplantae; Streptophyta; Magnoliopsida; Brassicales; Brassicaceae
Product: transcription factor bHLH53
Biological process (GO): regulation of transcription by RNA polymerase II
Cellular component (GO): nucleus
Molecular function (GO): RNA polymerase II cis-regulatory region sequence-specific DNA binding; DNA-binding transcription factor activity, RNA polymerase II-specific; protein dimerization activity
Source: RefSeq, a predicted model, not a curated record